This is a messenger RNA of Xiphias gladius (swordfish), 1779 nucleotides long. RefSeq names its product IMP (inosine 5'-monophosphate) dehydrogenase 1a (gene impdh1a). Bases 1 to 1779 code for a protein of 592 amino acids. The transcript is spliced from 15 exons. Gene Ontology annotation, molecular function: IMP dehydrogenase activity. The record is from RefSeq and is a predicted model, not a curated record. NCBI's taxonomy places the organism in Eukaryota, Metazoa, Chordata, Actinopteri, Istiophoriformes, Xiphiidae. Gene Ontology annotation, biological process: GTP biosynthetic process. Gene Ontology annotation, cellular component: cytoplasm.
AUGGAUGGUCAUGGUUAUGACCGGUUUGGAGACGGGGAGAGGGACAAUUACCAGAUUGAUUACCGGAGAAUUGUAGGGGACAUGGAACCAGCACGGCCAUGCAUCUCAAACAGAGAUGGGGAACAACCUCAUCCCUUCGGGGCGUACACCCACCCAACACCACAUGGUCAUGGGCAUGAGACUGCGGCCCAGCGAUACAGCGCUACACGAAUCCAAGCUGGAUAUGAGCCAGAAAGCAUGGCAGACUACUUGAUCAGUGGAGGCACAGGUUAUGUUCCUGAGGAUGGGUUAACAGCACAACAACUUUUUGCUAUCGGCGAUGGACUCACAUACAAUGACUUUUUGAUCCUCCCUGGCUUUAUAGAUUUUACCUCUGAUGAAGUGGAUCUAACUUCUGCACUGACAAGGAAGAUAACCCUGAAGACACCUCUUAUUUCAUCUCCCAUGGAUACAGUCACAGAGUCAUCCAUGGCCAUUGCCAUGGCACUUAUGGGUGGGAUUGGAAUAAUUCAUCAUAACUGUACUGCUGAGUUCCAGGCCAAUGAGGUGCGCAAAGUCAAGAAAUUUGAGCAGGGCUUUAUUACAGAUCCAGUGGUGAUGAGUCCCCGACACACAGUGGGGGAUGUGUUUGAGGCCAAGGUACGCAACGGUUUCUCUGGGAUCCCUGUGACAGAAACGGGCAAGAUGGGUAGCAAGCUGGUUGGCAUUGUCACCUCCAGAGACAUAGACUUUCUGUCUGAGAAGGACCAUGACAGACCCCUGGAAGAGGCAAUGACAAAAAGGGAGGAUUUAGUCGUCGCACCAGCUGGAGUCACACUAAAAGAGGCUAAUGAUAUACUGCAACGUAGCAAAAAAGGUAAGCUCCCCAUAGUGAAUGACAGUGACGAGCUGGUUGCCAUCAUUGCUAGAACUGACUUGAAGAAGAACAGAGAUUAUCCCUUGGCUUCCAAGGACUCCCGCAAGCAGCUGCUGUGUGGGGCUGCCAUCGGUACCAGGGAGGAUGACAAAUACAGACUGGACCUCCUAAUGCAGGCUGGGGUGGAUGUGGUAGUCCUGGACUCCUCCCAAGGAAACUCAGUGUAUCAAAUCAACAUGAUAAACUACAUCAAACAGAAAUAUCCUGAACUUCAGGUGGUUGGAGGAAAUGUGGUGACAGCUGCUCAGGCUAAAAACCUCAUAGAUGCGGGUGUGGAUGCCCUGAGGGUGGGCAUGGGUUGCGGCUCCAUCUGUAUCACCCAGGAAGUGAUGGCAUGUGGACGUCCCCAAGGAACAUCAGUGUACAAGGUCGCAGAGUAUGCCCGACGUUUUGGAGUGCCAGUAAUCGCUGAUGGAGGCAUUCAGACUGUUGGACAUGUGGUGAAGGCGCUGGCCCUGGGAGCGUCUACAGUGAUGAUGGGGUCAUUGCUCGCAGCAACCACAGAAGCUCCAGGGGAGUAUUUCUUUUCAGACGGUGUGCGUCUGAAGAAGUACCGAGGAAUGGGCUCCCUGGAUGCCAUGGAGAAAAAUAAUAGUCAGAAACGCUACUUCAGUGAGGGAGAUAAGGUGAAGGUGGCUCAAGGUGUCUCAGGCUCAGUACAAGAUAAAGGCUCUAUCCAUAAGUUUGUUCCUUACCUUAUUGCUGGUAUCCAACACGGCUGUCAGGACAUAGGAGCCAAGAGUUUGUCCAUUUUACGGUCAAUGAUGUACUCUGGAGAGCUAAAGUUUGAGAAGAGAACCAUGUCUGCUCAAAUGGAGGGAGGAGUUCAUGGCCUCCACUCUUAUGAGAAGCGGCUUUACUGA